This is a messenger RNA of Paramecium pentaurelia, 1372 nucleotides long. NCBI's taxonomy places the organism in Eukaryota, Ciliophora, Oligohymenophorea, Peniculida, Parameciidae. The record is from the annotation of a GenBank genome assembly.
AUGGAUUAAAUUUUAUUGGAUGUCUAACAAAUGACUCAAGAGAGAGUCCUUGAAAUCAAAGAUUAAGUACUUUUCCUUUUUUAUAAUAUAUUUUUAGAAUGAAAUACGAAAUUACUUUGCUGCAAUACAAUUGUCAAAUCAAUCGAUAUCCACUUUGGAAUCACUUCAACCCUAAAAUUUAUCCGAUCAACUAGUCUACUUGACUAUCCAAAUAAUUGAUGUCUUAGAUUAGGAUGUCUUUAUAGGAGCUGUCUCCUAAAACAAUCAAGUCAUCAUCUACCCAUUAGGUUGUGAUUCCCACAUUAAUGGAUAACCUCUCUAUUUUGAUAAAUAAGCAUAUACAGCAUGUAUUCUAGAUCCCAACCAUCUAUUCAAACCAACAAAAUCAAUUGUCACUCUCUACUCCAACUUCAAUGAUUCCAUCAAACCAAAAAUAUUCAAUAAAUUCAAUAUCCUAGCACUUAAACAUGAAUACGAAGAUGAAAUCUUCUUCAAUGUUAUUAAAUACAUACAACCAACAUUCAAUAAUCAAAUCAACAAAUAAUAACUCUAUUAAUAAUUAAUCAAUAACCUUAAUCUCAUACUCAAAGACCCUUUAGUUUCAGAACUAUUGGCCUUGCAUCUUCUCUCUUCUGCUAAAUAUGAAACUUAUGCUGAAGGUGCCAGAUAAAUAUUAAAUAUUUAUGGAUUAACUAAAAAUGAUGCUGAUAACCUCAAAUCAGUCAUAUAAUCCAUCUAUUCCCCUACACUUUACAUCCCACUUGAAUAUGAAUUUCUGUCUAACAUUGAAACUCUUUCCAAAAAAAAUUUUGAUGAAAACACAAUAUCACAAGGACUUCUUUGUAUUCCUACUAAUAUUAAUUCUUAAAUAGUUGUAGAUGAAACAUUAAUGAAGGAGGGUUAAAUUUCAGGAAAGACUUUAUAAAAUCUUUAAAAUAUUCAAAAAUUCAUUGAACAUUCUAAAAUUGGAAUUGAUUUUUAAUAUUCAAUGGUGGAAGUACCAGUAUAAACUAAUGUUCUUAUACUUUCAACUGGUAAGAGCUUUAUAUAAACUUCUGAUUCUAUUAAAAUUAAUCCACAAAAUCACAUUGAAAAUAUUCCAGUCAAUUAUUAAGGUUUAGAAGAGUUUGUUAGUUAAGUUCAUUAAUAAUAAUAAAUGUAAAUGAAUAUUGAUGAAGAAUUAAAGAAAAAAAUAAAUUCAAGAUAUAUUGAAUUAAGAUAAUAAAAUGAUUUGAAAAUUGAUGUCAAUAAUUUAAAUAAUUGGAUUUUACAAAUGAAAAUAUUGAGUUUAAUCAAAUAAGAAGAAUCAAAUUACAAUAAUUUUGAAUAUGCUGUUAAUUUAGAUAUUGAAAGAAUUAAGAGAAAUAUGUGA